UCCCCCUCCUGUAUGCGCCCGUGCUGAUGACGUCGGAGCUGCGCGCCGGAAGUGGCCCGGUCUCCAUGGUGAGGAGGAGCGGAGAGCAGCGGAGGAUACAGGAUGCAGCGAGAAGAGAAGCAGCUGGAGAGCAGCCUGGAUACCCUCAUUGGUCAGGUUUCCGAUAUAAAGAGUGCCUUGGUGGGCUUCAUUCAUAGGCUGGAGAACGAUUUCGAGCGCCUGACCUGGCCGUCCGUGUUGGACAAUUUUGCGCUGCUCUCCGGUCAACUGAGCACGCUCAAUAAAGUGCUUAAAAAUGAAAAGAUGCCACUGCUGAAAAACCAGGUGAUCAUCCCGCUUCUGCUGACACCGGACCGCGAUGAGGAGAUCAUGCGCCUGACGGAAGGAAGAGUCCCGGUCUUCAGCCAUGAAGUGGUACCCGAUCACCUGAGAACCAAGCCUGACCCUGAAGUGGAAGAAGUGGAAAAGCAGCUGACCACCGACGCGGCCCGGCUCACCCCUGAAGCGGCACAGAAACAAGUCCAAACCAUGAACAAGCUGUGCACCAACCUGCUGGAGAAGAUUAUAAAGGAGGAAAGGGACUCGGAUGUUGCAAGUUUACGUCAGAACAAGCAGACCUACAACCCUGCGGACACUAAUGCCCUUGUGGCCGCCGUGGCAUUUGGGAAAGGACUUUCAAACCGUCGUCCUCCAGGCCCUAUGGGUGCAGGACAACCCGGGGGCAGCGGGAUGUUACAGGGAGCUGGGUCCAUGCAGCAGGGGCAAAUGUCCAUGGGUCCUAACCAGCAGCACAUGACUGGCGUACCAAUGGCACAAGGUGGACAGCCAGGUAAGAUGCCCAGCAAUAUUAAAACUAACAUUAAGUCGGCCUCAAUGCAUCCAUAUCAGCGAUGAAGAGACAGAUCAGACGCACAGAGUACACCACUGCCGGCUCGGCAUGAUGGAGGUCGUAGCUUCAUGAACAUUCUCCUCCAUGCUGAGGACUCUUUCACUUGUACAGGAACUGGGUGCAAGUACACUGCCCCGAUAUACCUUGCUAACAUUAUCUGGAAAGCAGAUUCCCUGUUCUUGAGGACAACAAGCAACAUCUACAGGAGGACUUUGGGUUCAACGCUGAAUAGCGUUCCAUGGUUAUCUUUUUGUACUCCUAGGUUGGACAGUAAUAAAGCUUUUUUUUUUUUCA
Molecule: messenger RNA, 1183 nt
Organism: Rana temporaria (common frog)
Lineage: Eukaryota; Metazoa; Chordata; Amphibia; Anura; Ranidae
Gene: MED8
Product: mediator complex subunit 8
Exons: 7
Coding region: 103-894 (263 amino acids)
Biological process (GO): regulation of transcription by RNA polymerase II
Cellular component (GO): core mediator complex; mediator complex
Molecular function (GO): transcription coregulator activity; RNA polymerase II cis-regulatory region sequence-specific DNA binding
Source: RefSeq, a predicted model, not a curated record